AACUUGAUUCAUGCUUGCGUCUUUCAGAAAUGGCCGAGAUCAAUGAGCGUGCUUCUACAUCUUCACCUCCAGAACCGUCAACCCCAGCUCCUGGUCCUGAGAUCAAGCAGCUUGCUGAUGCAAUGUAUGACAGAGUCGGCGCAUUCCUGCAGUCUCAAAUACAAGGAAGCAUCGAUGAGUAUAAACUCUUAGAGGAUAUGAAUCGAACCACUGCACAACGCUACGUCGACAUGAGAAUUGUGGCUGAGAAGAUUGCCGAAAAGCUUUCACGGCUAAAUAAUAAAUAUGAAUCCUUGCGGCCCUACUUGCAACAAAUUGAUGAGAUGGACGAGAGUACUAGAAGACUUGAGGAAGCAGCAAAUGUCCUCGAUCAGUACGUCACAGGACUAGAAGCUAAGCUGCUGACCCUUCAACAGGACAGUUCGUCAUCGUAACGGCAGUUUUAUGCUACAACGCUGUUGAAAUGUAAACAUAUGUAAUGUCUAGUCAACACUACUUGAUGCGAUCAUUUGGUUUCGUUUUUGUCAGAGUGAUAAAUUUAUAAAAGAUAUCUGAUUGGUCGUGAAAUAAUUAUAUGUUUUGUGAUCUAUACUUUUUUGUCCUAUCUUCUGUGUACUACUUUAGCUACAUUCAUAACAC
This is a messenger RNA of Cylicocyclus nassatus, 639 nucleotides long. NCBI's taxonomy places the organism in Eukaryota, Metazoa, Nematoda, Chromadorea, Rhabditida, Strongylidae. The record is from the annotation of a GenBank genome assembly.